Messenger RNA from Anopheles coustani, 893 nucleotides. RefSeq lists its product as uncharacterized. The transcript is spliced from 3 exons. Gene Ontology annotation, biological process: spermatogenesis. Lineage: Eukaryota; Metazoa; Arthropoda; Insecta; Diptera; Culicidae. Bases 115 to 690 code for a protein of 191 amino acids. The record is from RefSeq and is a predicted model, not a curated record.
ACAGUUGUCAGGAGUGUCAAAAUAAAUCAGCUGUUUUAACUAGACGAAGUGUUUGUUGACGUGCUGCCGUUGUCGAAAGAAAGUUUUACAUUAAAAUCUCUCAAACUCGAGAAAAUGGGCCUCCCAGAUUUGCCGGGCCAGGCGGAAAAAGAAGACACAUUUACAGUAGACGAAAAUCACACCAUUCAUGUUGAUCCGUUCAGCGAAGAUGAAAGCGACAAUGACUCGAUUGGCGAUAACCAUGCUUACGAAGGGUAUCAACCAUUGAACGUGGACGAACUGAACCAGCCCAAUCGACGGUUAUCCCAAAUGGAAGAUGAUAUAGAAUCCGGAAUGGAAGUUGAUUUAAAUGAACCAGCUGAAUCAGAUCUGCGCAGUACCGUAAACACGGAACUGCUAAACGUCGACGUAUGGAACGCACCACGACCCAAUGAACUAAAUAUCGAAAUUGAUCCUACAAAAGCUGCAGAGAUAGUAAACGUUAUGGCGGCCAUAAAACUGCCCACCACUGCCGUACCGGAUUGGGCCCGCGGCGUACCGGAAGAAGAAUGGAAGGAAAAUUUACUACAGCGAAUACGCCAGCGACAGCAACCGGAAGUUGUCGAUGGAUCCUUGAAGACCGUAGCACCUACAUCAGCGACUACAAACAGCAGCAGUACAAGCGCCAGCAGUUGCUGCCAGAAGUCGUGAUUUAUUAGAUACAUGUGAUUUCUUCCACUAAUAGCAUCUAUACCAUUCCACGUGCAAUUUUUCGUCGAUGCUCAAGUACGGUCAACCAGUGCGCUAACCAUCUUGAAGUUAUGGAAAGAAAAUGUAUUGUACUAUUUUGUAUGUUUGACUCAAACUGAUCUCGAACAAUAAAACACUCAUAUGCCCCACUCCACGGAAUCCAU